AUGACGCAGGGGAUAGAUGUGGAAGUGAAGAUCGAGGCGCAAACUAUACCCAAAAGAGAAAGCUUUAAGUAUCUUAGGUCCAUAAUACAAGGAGAAGGGGGAUUGAUGAUGAUGUUGACAUCGUAUUCGAGCAGGGUGCAGAUGAAAUGGAGGCUCGCCUCCGGGGUACUUUGCGACAAAAAGGUGUUGCCUAGGUUGAAAGGUAAAUUCUACAGAGUGGUGGUUAAACCAGCAUUAUUGUAUGGGCCAGAAUGCUGGCCAGUCAAGAACGCUCACGUUCAGAAGAUGAAAGUAGCAGAGAUAAGGAUGCUCAGAUGGAUGUGUGGUCAUACUAGGAGAGAAAUGAUUAGAAAUGAAGUUAUACUGGACAAGGUCGGAGUGGCCUUCAUGGCGGACAAGAUGAGGGAAGCGAGACUGAGAUGGUUUAGGCAUGUGAAGAUGAGGUGUGAGGAAGCGCUAGACCGCUAG
Molecule: messenger RNA, 468 nt
Organism: Lycium ferocissimum
Lineage: Eukaryota; Viridiplantae; Streptophyta; Magnoliopsida; Solanales; Solanaceae
Exons: 1
Coding region: 1-468 (155 amino acids)
Source: RefSeq, a predicted model, not a curated record